Sphaerulina musiva SO2202 is the source of this 1224-nucleotide messenger RNA. RefSeq lists its product as uncharacterized. NCBI's taxonomy places the organism in Eukaryota, Fungi, Ascomycota, Dothideomycetes, Mycosphaerellales, Mycosphaerellaceae. The record is from RefSeq and is a predicted model, not a curated record. The transcript has a single exon. The coding region runs from base 1 to 1224 and encodes 407 amino acids.
AUGGGGUCGAAGCGCUCGUCCGAUGGGGAGACGUCCGAAGAGCGCGAGUCCCAGCGUCUGAGACUGUCUCCUGAUUGGGAGGAGACUUCUUCCCUGUUUGGCGGUGACGAGGACUUGGAUCCUCUUUUUGGUGCUGGUGAGGUCGAGGAGGGGGAGUCUGACCCUCUUUUUGACGAGCCUGAGGCAGCCCAGACCCUACAGGCACCACAGGCUUCGUCUUCCGGCCUCGCCUUGCCGACUGGGGCACCAAGGGCCGCGACUCUCGGUCUCGCUCUGCCGACCGGGGCACCAAGGGCGGUGGCCUCCGGUCUCGUCUUGCCGACCGGGGCACCAAGGGUGAUGACCUCCGGCCUUGUCUUGCCGACCGGGCAACCAAGGGCGGUGGCCUCCGGUCUCGUCUUGCCGACCGGGGCACCAAGGGCGGUGACCUCCGGUCUUGUCUUGCCGGCGGCGGCACCGGAGGCCGCAUCUUCUCGUCUCGUGGUGCCAGUCAUGACACCGGCGGCGAGUGAGGGUGGCCGGGCCUCUCGAGCGCGGAGUGAGGGCCCUGUCUCUGUCGGCGACGAGGCCACCAGAGCAACAAAGUCGCCGGGGCCAGCCGAGCAGCCUGCAGCAGGCAGGCGGAGAUCGAGAAAGGGCAAGGAGCCGAUGGUCGCGACUCCUGCGAUGAUCGCUGCGAUGCGCCAGCAGCUGCCAGGGCAGGUCGACGCGGCAGCCAGGUUCGCAGCGACUGCUGCGAGGGUGAGGGCAUCGGCCGUCCCGCCUGACCAUCAGCAGCAGCAACAACAGGUCCAGCAGGAGGAGCAGCAACAACAACAACAACAGGUCCAGCAGCAGCAGGAGGAGGAGGAGGAGGACCAGCAGCAGCGACAACAGCCAGAGCAGGACCAGCAGCAGCCACAACAGCCACGGCAGGAGCAGCAGCAACAACAGCAGCAGCAGCAGCCACAGCAGCCACAAGCCGCUCCGCUGACCAAGGCAGAGAGAAGGGCUCGGCUUCGAGCGCAGCACGAGGCCGCCAAGGCAGCACGUGAUGCGGCGACGUUGAACUUUGGAAAGCUGUCGGAGGAGGAGCAGGCGCGUCGGGUGGCAGAGCAGAGACGGGCAGCGGGAGAGCCCGAAGAACAUCCCGAUCCAUUCACAUCGGCGAGAGAUCUCCGAAGACAGAGGGCGACGGCCAAACAACGCGAGUACCGGGCUGCCCAGGCGAGCCGAAAGGAGUAG